ACUGAAUAGCAGUCAUCAUCCUGUUUGCAGAUGGCAGAGCGAGAAGAAACUAAUUGCCUCGCGUAUGUGUAUGGCUCAUUGCAAAGAGCGCGAGUGCUUCUGACAUGAUUCGACUGGGGCAGAGAGGACACUAUUUCGAUUCUUCUAACAAUCUAUUAGGUUAAUGUUGGAGCUCUUGGAAAUCACUGAGCGUCUGUCAGUUCUCUCGGUAGAAUGAAAACUCAUGUUUCUAUUCUAAAAGUUAAUCUGUUGGCAUUGCAUAUAUGCGUGUGUGGCCUGCUUGCAUCAUGUGUAAACAUCUGAAGGCUGGACACAAUAUUGCGAUUUCACUAUCUUUUCUCCGUCACAAUUUGAGCCCAUAUUAUCUUAAUCGUUGUGUUUGGGUCCCAAGCUCUAAAUCUCUCAUCUCAUACUCCUGUAGUAAAUCCCGAAAGGCACAAUCUUUCUAAUUCAUCCCAUCCGUCAAUCAUGUUUUGUAUAUUUCUAUUUAAUACGGAUUGUCCUCGUCUCUUGCACAGGAUUAUAUUCUAAUGAAAGCAGCUUUCCCAUCCAAUUUCUGCAGCUUUAGGCUGAAAGUAUUGCACAAUAGUGAUAGUAAGAAAACACGUCUUGUGCUGUAGAUAGUAUUUUAGAUUCAUUGAGAACAAAAAUGGAGAAAUGUGGUUUUGCGUUUGCAGCUGUAAUUUAGCUCUCUUUCUUUUGUUGUGACUGGCUCAGAAGAUAGAGCGGGUCGUCUAUCAGAAGAUAGAGCGGGUCGUCUAUCAGAAGAUAGAGCGGGUCGUCUACUAAUCAGAAGAUAAGCGGUUUGAUCCCCGGCUCUUCCAGUCUGCAUGUCAAACUGUCCUUGGGCGAGAUACUGAACCCUAAAUUGCCAUCGGUGUGUGAAUGAGCUUCAGUUUAUCUGGAUGGGCAUAAACUUUGUAUGGCAGCCUCUGCCAUCAGUGUAUGAAUGCGAGUGUGAAUGUGGUAAAUGUUGACAUGAGUGGGCGGACAACUUGAAAGGCCCUCUUCUCAAAGUGCAUUUAAUUUACCAUUUCAAUUAAUUUGCUCCCAUGAGCGUUUUCAACUCAGCCUACAACACCGGUGGAGUAAAUUCUUUAAUCAUUUGCAUUAUUCACAAUUGACUUGUGUGUGUGUGUGCUAAAUGUUAACAUUUCAGAUGGGAAAUGCUUCAGACACAUCUGCUGUGUUUGCCUCCACCAUCUCCAAGGAGCACGACAUCCUCAUGGGUUCACUCUACAGCGUCUUUUGUGUUCUGUCCCUGAUGGGCAACUGCAUUCUGCUACUUGUUGCGUAUCACAAGCGGUCGACCUUGAAGCCAGCUGAGUUCUUCAUCAUCAAUCUCUCCAUCAGUGACCUUGGGAUGACGCUCUCUUUAUUCCCAUUGGCAAUACCAUCGGCUUUUACACAUCGGUGGCUGUUUGGAGAAAUCACCUGUCAGCUCUACGCCAUGUGCGGAGUACUGUUUGGUCUAUGCAGCUUGACCAACCUCACAGCCCUCUCUUUAGUGUGCUGCCUUAAAGUCUGCUUCCCCAACCACGGUAACCAGUUCUCCUCGUCGCACGCCCGCCUCCUGGUCGUUGGAGUGUGGUGUUACGCAUCCGUGUUUGCUGUUGGGCCCUUGGCUCAGUGGGGACAUUAUAGCCCUGAGCCUUACGGCACAGCCUGCUGCAUCGACUGGCAGGCACCGAACCACGAGUUUUCAGCUUUGUCUUACAUCGUCUGCCUUUUUGUUUUUUGCUACGCACUGCCCUGCACCGUCAUUUUCCUUUCCUACACUUUCAUUCUGCUGACAGUGCGGGGGUCCCGUCAGGCCGUCCAGCAGCAUGUGACACCACAGACCAAGACCACCAAUGCACACACUCUCAUCGUCAAGCUGUCAGUAGCAGUAUGUAUCGGCUUCCUGGGUGCCUGGACUCCAUAUGCUGUCGUGGCCAUGUGGGCUGCUUUCGGAGACGCCACGCUGGUUCCUCCUGAUGCAUUCGCCUUCGCCGCCGUGUUUGCCAAAUCUUCUACUAUCUACAACCCUAUUGUCUACCUGCUGUGUAAGCCCAACUUCCGCGAGUGUCUCUACAGAGACACUACGAUGUUGCGACAGAGGAUCUACAGGGGAAGUCCACAGUCGGAGCCCAAAGCACAUUUCGGAUCAAGCUUGCAGCGCAACAAGGACAUGAGCGUCUCCAUGCGCUUCUCAAAUGGACAGCAGGAGAGCUACGGGGCAUGUCUGCACUGCACUGAGAAUACAGCGCCGUGUCAUGUGACAACACCCCAAAGGACCGCCUGCAUCCUGACUGAAUCCACAUACAGAGAGGUGACAGUUAGCCAGCUCUCUGACAAACCACAGGCUGAUUUCCUCUAGUGGUACAACCUCCUUCUUUCAUGAAGCAAACCAGACAGGACAGGUGCAGGGAAUACAACACAACAAAGGGCCUUCACAAGUUAAAUGGAGUGAGUGUCAACGAGACCUAUAGAAUAACAAAACACAGGCUUGCAUGGACCUUCAGUGGCAUCCGUCCCAAAAGUCACUCAUGAAAGUCAUUGAGAAAGGCCUAAGAUUCAAAGAAUCCACACUGGGUUUUACGUCAUCGGAGAAGAUUUGACACAGAAAUGUAAGCGUGAAAUGUCUUAAUGCCUACGUCUGUGUCAGCUUGGUUCCGGUUUAAUUUGAAUGUGCAAUUUAAAUGGAUUUUUCAAGGGCAGAAAAACGAUACAUGAGAAGCCCUGCUGGCGUCAAGGUUAAUUAGGCAAAAGAGUGACAUUUCAAAGCAGCUCAUCAUCUAUUGCAUACAGCAGGAACAUACUGCUUCAUGUCGGGAUAAACAGCGUUCAGCGUUCAACAAAACACAUUGUGAGAAAAUAAAAAAAAUGAUGUAGAAUUAUUGUAAAGAAGAUGAACAACUUGUUUAUGUUGCUUCCUGCGAUAACAAGACAAACAGGCUAAUGUGUAAUUAAGAUCAACUUCUGUUCAGGUUUCAGCACACAAAGGACAGCUGGUUGGUGAAGUGCUACUCAACCCAAAAUGAACAAGUAUUCACCCCCUAUGGCCUUGAAUGUUUCUAUGGACAUUUUGUCCUCGUCACCAGUGGAAUCCAUUUUUGACAGAUUUGGAGUAUCAUUUUACUAAACAGGCUCCACUGUGCCAUGUAGCCAUUCUACUGUAGAUUGACAGACAAAACAGAGUUCUAACAAAAAAUAGAACUAGAGGUCAGCAUCACCUCAUGUUUGUUCACAUUCAUUUUCACUGAAAUUGAGACAAAUCGAUCCCUUUCUUUUGGAGGAGCCUUAAGUGUCAUGUUAGUUGUGGGACCCCUCUCUUCUUCAGACCUCUUAGUUGUUACAUUAGAUUAAUACUCACGCAGUAACUACCAACAUGAGUGACACCUGUUAAUUAACAUCAUUUCACAGGACGUUUUCAGGUCUGUUCAGGAACCAAGUGGAACGAGGGGAAGUUGUAUUUUUUGUGUCCAGGUGACAAACAAUUGUAAAUAGGAUUUUAGCUGUGAGAAUGUUUGAAGGUCCUUGGUUACAAAUAAUAAUUUUCUUAUUGAUGUUUUCAAUAAUGUCUUUGAUUAUUAUAAAUUGACAGAGAGGCACACACAGAAGUGUCAAUAAACUAACGCAUAUUCGAUUAUUUAUGCUGUUUUUCGUCGUCUACUCCUUAUUUUUAAUUUAGAAUUCAUGCGCAUUUACUAAAAUAAAUAAAUUUUGUAUUUUAGUCCGUUUUAAAAAAAACCCCACGUCUGAUCCUGCAAAUAUGUAUCAAAAGACUGACAAUUUAGUUUUCUAUAAUCAGAAGUCAAACAGCAUUUUGUUAUAUUUAAGUCUGCUCUCCGUUUUUAAUGGUAUUGUCCUUUGUGGCUUCAUGUACGCAUUUAAAGAAAAACAAACUAAGUGU
Messenger RNA from Anarrhichthys ocellatus (wolf-eel), 3895 nucleotides. RefSeq names its product opsin 7, group member d (gene opn7d). The record is from RefSeq and is a predicted model, not a curated record. NCBI's taxonomy places the organism in Eukaryota, Metazoa, Chordata, Actinopteri, Perciformes, Anarhichadidae. The transcript has 5 exons. Bases 1145 to 2359 code for a protein of 404 amino acids. Gene Ontology annotation, molecular function: G protein-coupled receptor activity. Gene Ontology annotation, cellular component: membrane. Gene Ontology annotation, biological process: G protein-coupled receptor signaling pathway; visual perception.